AGAUUGGACAAAUUGCGCGUUAAAAAUGAAACGGAAAACGCGGAAUUCGAAGGAUCUUUCCAAAGAUUAGUGAAAAAACAAAUAGAAAAAGAAACUCCUCCGAUUCCUAUAGUGCCUUGUAAACCUCAACCGCCGAAAUGGUGGCCCGUCGAUUCGAAACCGGAAGAACCCGUAGUGGAAACGAUAAAUAUAGCUCCGGUGUAUACGAGAUCGUCUGCUAGAUGGAUCCAAGAACCUAAUUUAACGGCUUUCGUACAGGAUAAUCCGUGUCAAAGGAAAAAAGAUAUGUUACUCGUUGGACAACCUUUUAAAACGGAAGCUUGUAAUUGGUAUUACGAAAUUUACCCGCCGCCCGAUAUAAAACGCCAAAUGAAAAAACUGAAAUAAAUUUUCGAGUGUCAUUAAGACAAGUCAAAAUUUUCGUUAGAUUUUUAUCAUUAAAUUUUUCGUUUGAUAUGGAUAAGAUAGCGACGGAAAAUCUUUUUCUUUUGGAAUUUCUAGUGGACAACGUUAAUUUGGAUCCGUCCUGCGAUUGCGACGAAGUCGAAGGUGAAAAAUGCGUGUCGUUUCAAUUUUUAGAUAACGCACCUUUGGAUGUAUGCGAAGCCGAUUUUAACCCUCAAAGAAACUAUAUAUCGAAUUGUCCGAAAGAUACCAACAUAAAAAGUGGCAAAUCGUGUUUAUUUUCCCUAUCACCUGAACAAGCCGAAGAAGCAAUCAAUAAGUUAGACAUUUACGUUUCGAUUUAUAAGAAAAUGCCUCCUGGUAGUUGGAUACCGGAAAAUGUAGAAAUCGGUAGCGCUCUUAUAUCAAUAGCUAAUUUAUUCGAGGAACUUAUAAAUUGCAUAACAACUUCCACGGGGGAAGAAAGUACUUCUCCUACAGCGAAAACAUUGAAAGAUUCUUUCGAUAUCAGUACACCCGAAGGAGAAAUAUGCGGAAAAAUAGGCGUUUAUAUAAGAUUAUCGUGUUUCGGAAAACUCAUAGUGACACAAUUUCAAAUGAAUUUGCAAGAUAAAUCAGUUUUAUUUAAAGAUAAAGAAGGAAAAUCUUUAUAUAGGUACAAAAAAGGCGGAAAAGGUGGUAAAAACGGUGAUAAAUGUACACCUAAAACUAAUAAAAACAACGGAAAACGUUAUAACGAUUCAUGUCCUACUACUCCAUGCGGCGGGGACGCUAGAGCUCCCGUUCGAAAUAAUUCAAACGGACAACCAACACCUGGCGAUUGUCCCGUAACUUCUCCAACUUCAGCAUCUCCUUUCGAUAAUACCGGAAAAGUAUGCGUGGAUAAUUGUCCGUUAAAACCGUGUUUGAUAGAUCAAAAUAACCCGGGAGUUGGUAAUGCGACGAUGGGUUUUAACGUAGCAGGAGGACAAUAUAAUUACAACGGCGGUGGAAUGGGUUUUAAUCCAGCUCCAAUGGGAUUUCCCGGUAUGGUUCCACAAGCUCCUUGUAUGGAAUGCGGUAAUAUUCCGAACGCUCCUUGUUUACCACCGACGCAGUACGGACCCUACGGUGGCGGUUUUAACGGAGUUUUGGGAAACCCGAUGAUGCGCGGUGGUACCGGUAGCAUCGGUCAACCGUGUUCGGAAUGUUCUCCUUGUCCUAACGCCGAUGAUUCAUGCGCUUGCGCGAAAUCAGAUCCGGAAGGUAAUUACCAAGAAAUCGGCGCUUCGAUGGGGGGAAAUUCUUUAACGAUAAGAGUACAUAAAGAUAAUAAAAUAGAACCGGCCGAUGACGACGAAUCUGGUAGUUGCAUAUGCAAAAACGCGAAAAACAACAUGAAUCUCAACAUAGAACCCGGUAUAAAGCAAGCCGGCAAAGAAUUACCUUUCGCUUUUAGAAUGGGUCAACAGGGUCAAGGUCAGACAGGUGGCGUUGUGGUAAAUCCUCCGACUUGUACGGCCGCGAACGGAGCUAAAGUUACCGAAUUUUCGGAUCCUAAUAAAGAAUUGUUCGUAUUGAGGAUCGGGAAAAAAAGCGAAGGUGUAGAUAAAAAACAAAAUUUGGAAUUGGAACUUUGUACGCCGAAAGGUCCGGAACGGAAACCGAUACCGCAAAAAAAAUCGACGGAUACGCAAUACGAUCCCAACGAUGCCGGUCCGGAAACGAAAGGUAAGGGGAAAGGUAAAGGAAAGGGUAAAGGGAAGGGUAAAGGAAAGAAGAAAUGAUUUGGUCGUGUCUUUUUUUUAUUUCGUUUGAAUUUGUAUUAUUUUUUGUUUUUGGUUAAUAAAGAAGAAGAAAAUUGUU
Diorhabda carinulata is the source of this 2250-nucleotide messenger RNA. RefSeq lists its product as uncharacterized. The record is from RefSeq and is a predicted model, not a curated record. Lineage: Eukaryota; Metazoa; Arthropoda; Insecta; Coleoptera; Chrysomelidae. Gene Ontology annotation, molecular function: microtubule binding. The transcript is spliced from 7 exons. Bases 456 to 2171 code for a protein of 571 amino acids. Gene Ontology annotation, biological process: mitotic spindle midzone assembly; cytoplasmic microtubule organization; positive regulation of cytokinesis. Gene Ontology annotation, cellular component: midbody; centrosome; mitotic spindle pole.